GAGGACGACAUUGACGACCUAGACAUGUCUGAGCUUGGCAACAAAGUGUGGCUAGUGAAGGUGCCCAAGUUCCUGGCCGACAAGUGGCGGGACGUCGACGGGUCGGGCCAGGAGAUCGGCAAAGUGCGUAUCUUUGACAAGCCCGACGCCAAAGGCAACAGCAUUUCGCUGAUUCUGCCCGAUACCGCCGAGAACAGCGAGAUCCCGAAGGACUACAACCUCCGCGUCGUCAACAACCAGGUCCAGAACAUGCUUAUAUUCUCCGAGCUGCGCGACCCCAAGGAGGUCCUGAAGCCCACAUCGACAUUGGCCAACAAGCCCGUGCCGACCGCCCUGACUGGCACAAUCCACCACGAAUGCACUGUGACGCCGACCUUCAACGAAAAGUACCAGGAUAUUAUGCGCCGCCGCACUGUCGAGGCCGGGAAGCCCGUGCGCUCUGUGCGCCUGCUGAGCGACCAGGGCCGCAAUACCAGCAUGUUCCGGCAGGGCGAAAACACCGAUUUCGUUACCGCCCACAAGAAGCCCACCGGCGAUAGCCGCAUGGCGCGCAUGGACCGCAAGGACCUGAUGGACCUGCUGUUCAGCGCCUUUGAGCGCUACCCAUACUGGUCCUUCAAGGGCCUGGUCGAGCAGACCAAGCAGCCUGCCGCCUUUCUGAAAGAGGUCCUGGCCGAUGUGGCCAUUCUGAACAAGCGCGGGCCCUACGCCGCCACCUACAGCAUCAAGCCAGAGUUC
Linderina pennispora is the source of this 738-nucleotide messenger RNA. Its product is annotated as transcription initiation factor IIF, beta subunit. The record is from RefSeq and is a predicted model, not a curated record. The annotation marks the transcript as partial. Gene Ontology annotation, biological process: transcription initiation at RNA polymerase II promoter; transcription by RNA polymerase II. Gene Ontology annotation, cellular component: transcription factor TFIIF complex. Lineage: Eukaryota; Fungi; Kickxellomycota; Kickxellomycetes; Kickxellales; Kickxellaceae. The transcript has a single exon.